Messenger RNA from Humulus lupulus (European hop), 357 nucleotides. RefSeq names its product lysine-rich arabinogalactan protein 18-like. The transcript has a single exon. Bases 1 to 357 code for a protein of 118 amino acids. Lineage: Eukaryota; Viridiplantae; Streptophyta; Magnoliopsida; Rosales; Cannabaceae. The record is from RefSeq and is a predicted model, not a curated record.
AUGGAAUCCGAAAACGUGUUCGAUAUGUACUGUGAUCCCAAGGCUCCUGAAGCUCCUUCGAGCAAGAAGAAAGCGAGCUGGUGGCAUCAAGGGGAAAGCAGUAAAGCGCCUCUGGCCAAGAAAACCCAUACUGCAGACCCUUCAGCAGACGUACCCUCACCAAAUGCAACACCACCUCCUUCUCCCCUCGAGCAGCAAACUCCGCCUGUUCCAGUCGGGUCGACACCUUCCCCAACAGCUCCAACUGAACAGACUCAGCAGACUGCCCCUGCUUCCACAGGGGGUGACAUAUCGAGCCGUGCCCUGAGAUCAGCCAAGGACAGGAGGGCCAAAAUUUUGAAGCAUGAACGUUGCUGA